AUGUUUGGCUCAAGGUUUCUGCUCUUCGGAGCGCUGUUGGGAGCAAUCGGUGCUGAAGCUGCUCUAGAUGAUCGGAGCUGUGAUCAGACGAGGACACAAAUUGUGAAUCAGACAGACAUCGACUUUUACAGCAAUUGUUCAACCAUUAGCGGCUUUCAAUUUUUCAUCAGCCACGAAUUCAAGGGUCCCUUCGAGUUGCCCAAUGUCAAGUCCGUGCCGGCAGUAAGCUCUGGAUAUUUCGGACCCAAGCUCACAGGCUCUACUCGAGUGGAUGAUGGUGUUACCAGUGUCUCCAUGCCAGAUCUUGAGCGAAUAACACAAGGAGGACUGACCGGCGGAAUGCUGUUCGGCUAUGUGAAAAACCUGACAAGCAUCUCGUUUCCGAAACUGGAAACUAUUACUGGAGAUCUUGUUAUAAUCGGUAGUAGUGAAAUCAGCAACGUAACAUUCCCAGCCUUAGCCACGGUUAACGGAGGCGUGCUUCUUGACGGCUGGUUUGACGAAAUCAGCCUACCGUCACUGAAAAGCGUUUCCUUCAUCAGAGUGCUCGCCUCCAGAAAUGUGAGCUGUCCGGCUCUGGGAGCAGCUUUCGCUUCCAUCACAUUCGCCCCUAAAUCGACCGACAUCUACAAGGGGUUCACUUGCUGGACUCCUGAUGAAAGCAACAGAUGGAAUUCGUCGGACCCUCAGCAUAAUCCCACCUCGACUGGUUCAGAGCCAGGUUCAACGGCGAAUCCAAGCUCCACGGCAAACCCAAGUUCCACGACAACGCCAAAUGUCGCAAGUGCCCCGCGUAUUGGUUAUGCUGCAGUGUUGGUCAUCGUUACAUGGGUACUUUGUUUGUAA
Molecule: messenger RNA, 846 nt
Organism: Colletotrichum truncatum
Lineage: Eukaryota; Fungi; Ascomycota; Sordariomycetes; Glomerellales; Glomerellaceae
Source: RefSeq, a predicted model, not a curated record